Molecule: messenger RNA, 6819 nt
Organism: Zeugodacus cucurbitae (melon fly)
Lineage: Eukaryota; Metazoa; Arthropoda; Insecta; Diptera; Tephritidae
Gene: HDAC4
Product: histone deacetylase 4
Exons: 16
Coding region: 900-4385 (1161 amino acids)
Biological process (GO): chromatin organization; negative regulation of transcription by RNA polymerase II
Cellular component (GO): histone deacetylase complex
Molecular function (GO): histone deacetylase activity
Source: RefSeq, a predicted model, not a curated record
AAUUAAAUGUGGAAGGAUAUCAAGUGGAAAAAGAGAUUGAAAUCGAAAAUCAAAUCAGUCCAAGUGAAAAAAUUCCAUAAGGCGAAAGCAAAAGUUGGUAAAUAAGUUCUGAUUGGAUUAAAAUGUGGAAGUGAAAACAUUGACCGUGAAAUUCAAAUACUUAGUUUAUCCCGAAACAAAAAUUGAAAAUAGCUUUGCAAAUCAAAGGUCGUGAUUAAUAAGUGUACAAAUGCAAAGUGACAACAACAAAAUUAAGGUUACAAUUGGUGCUUAAUUAGGUUUCGAGAGAUUCCCGAGACUUCGUUUCCAAUUAAAAAAGUGACGAACUAGUGAACAACCGAACGCAAAGCUACGUAGAGUAGGUGGAUAGACAUAUCAGACGUGUACUUAAAUACAUAAAUUUGUCGAUAUGUAUUUUACCAUUGCUAGUGCUUUAGAAGUUAUCACAUUGGAGUUAAAAAGGAAUCAUAACUCCAAUAACUAUGUACAUACAUCAAUACAGCAUACGAAAAAUCUGUGAAUAUAAAUAUAAAACGAAUAAAGUGGUAUGUAAAGCGAUAAACCCAAACAAAUCUAACGAAUUUCUAUAUAAAAAUAUUAAAAACAAAUAAUAUAUAAAUACAAAUAUUUGAAAUUAGUCAAAAUAACCAAUUGUCGAUUGUUUUGCGCAAGUGCUUAUCUGCAUAUUAUUCAGUAUUCCUGAAUUCUUUGAAUAACAAUUUAUAAAAGUGCUGGCCUUUACACAAACGCGUAUUUUCGGUCUCAACUAAAAAAAUAAACAAACAAAUAACUCACAAGUUCAACUAUAAAAAUUUAUUUUUAUAAAAACAAAAUAAACAAUAAUUUUCGGAAAACGAUAAUGUAAUACCAAAACUUGGAAAUUGUAAAGACUCAUCACAAUGACUAGUCCAGAGGAUAGAAUAACAAACCAUGAUAUUGCGCGUGAAGCCGGAAAUGAUGAACAUUUGCAUAUAACAUCGGGAACAAUUUCACUUGAAUACAAGCCAAUGCAACCGAACGCAACCGAUUUAGAUCAACAGAUAUUGGAGCUGAAAAAGAAGCAGGAAUUACAGAAACAAAUGCUUCUCCAUACAUUUCAUGAACAGACGAAGGAGCUGGAAUUGCGACACAAAAUGCAGUUGGAGCAAAAGUACCAGUAUGCGGUGCAUUCACAUGGCGCUUUCCAGGAACUACGAGAACAAAGACUUUCCGCCGCCGCCGAGGAGCAGCAGCAACGCGAGCGGCGUGAGCGUGAGGUAAUUAAGCGUAAGGAAAACUGCAGUGCCAACGCCAGUCCCGAAGUCAAACAAAUUUUAAAUAACUUUCUAAUUAACCGCAAACAGGCGGCUUCCUCCAAUGGCAUAACGACGACGUCACCUUACAGAAAUAGCAGAGGUGUAGUGAAAAGCUCGUCCGGUGAAUCGUUGCCAGCCGGUUCUCUAACCAGUUCACAUCCAUAUAAAAUACCGCAACCCCCAUCAUCAUUUCUGAAAUAUGAAUCUGAUUUUCCUCUACGAAAAACAGCAUCCGAACCAAAUUUGCUGAAGCUACGUCUAAAGCAAAGCGUUAUUGAGCGCAAGCAGCGUAUCAGUGGUCCAGCUGUGCUACGUCGGCAUGAGCGCAUAUUGCAGCGAAGACAGCAGAAGCAAAAUUCCGCUUUAACAAAUUGCAGCAGCACACCGGAUUCGGGUCCGAAUUCACCUCCAUCGUCCACACUCUCCGCCGGUGUGGUGGGCAGUCGUGGCUCACCGACUAGUGCACCGAUUCAAGAGGAGAACGAAGAGAGUGGCCCAUAUCAGCCAGGUCAGCGUAGCAGCAUAAAUGAUCUCUCGCUCUUCAGUUCACCAUCCAUGCCGAAUAUACCGCUUGGCGGUCCACAUUUGGCCAGUCAUGCACAUGCUCAAGCGAAUGUCAGCAACUAUAAUAUGCUGGCUGCACUGCGGCAACAUGUACCAACUUUGGCGGCGCCUACAUACUACAGUCCGUUGGCGAUACCGUUCGCACGUCAUCAGCCACACCCGCCGCCGCCGCCGCAACAGUCGCAUGCCACAUCGAUAGCUGUCGCUGCAGCUAGUGGUGUGCUGCCACCGACGCCCUCGCCAGUAGUGCGCUCGGCAUCGGCAACGUCCACCUCAUCGUCGCAAGCCUCUUUGGCCAGUGAUGUGUUACCACCUAUGGCACACGCCGCUUCAACACUUUUACCGGCUGGUAGCGCUGGCGCACACAAUCACAACGUGUUGGGCUCUGGUACUUUACACCCCGUCACACCAAUGGUUGGUGUUUCACCCUCGAUGUACGGUCAGCCCAUAACCGAUGCCCAAGUGGCUCAUGCCCACCUCAAUAAGCAAGGUCACCGCCCGUUGGGACGUACUCAAUCAGCUCCGCUACCGUUGGGUCAUCCAAUGUUAACCGGCACCGGUCAGAUAGGCGUUGGACAGACGCACUACGAAAACAGUGAUGCGGAACAGCAGGCGCAUAUGUUGGUCACACAAAAGAUACGGCAAACAUUGAUCAACCGCAGCAGUGCCAAUCGCGAACCCCAACUCAAGGAGGAAGAAGAUGCGGCUGAAGUAAUUGAUCUGACGGACAAAAAGAAGCCACCAAAGACCGUCAUCACUAGUAUUGUACCCACGAGUACUUCACAAAAUCUGCCAGAGACCACCAAUAUACCACUCGGGGCCUGCAUGCCCAAUACACCGAGCAAGUUGCGCGAUCAGGAGUACCUGCAACAGCAAAGGGAGCUGUUAUACAGACAAGCUUUGCAGAUGGAUGAUUCAAUAGCUCGUGGUUUAAUACGUCCACUAUCACGCACGUUAUCUAGUCCACUGGUGCAUAUGGGUCCGAAUGGUAUCAGCCAACUGCCAGAUACCGGCCAAUAUGCGCCACCAAUCAUAACAUCCUCAUCAGCCGAUCAUAUACCGCCAGUUAAUCUCACAGUCCCCCAUCGACGUCGAGUGCUCGAGCAUGCGCCAACUGGAAUGGCCGCAUCGAGCGCCUUCUCCUCUUUACCUGCCAUACAGCCGGCCAUUGCGAUUGCUGGUGCCACCUGUGGCAAACUGACAAACGAGUUUGCAACGCACAAAACAACCACUGGUCUCGCCUAUGAUAAUCUGAUGCAGAAACAUGCCUGCACUUGUGGUGAUAAUUCCGUACAUCCGGAGCACAGCGGUCGUUUGCAGAGCAUAUGGGCGCGUCUAAUCGAAACCGAUCUGGCCAAGCGUUGCGAUCGUCUGCGUUCGCGUAAAGCUACGCUGGAGGAACUGCAAACGGUACACACCGAAGCACACACAAUGCUCUUCGCUUCGAGUUCGUGUCAAUUGAAUCGACAAAAGUUGGACAGUCCGCCGGCGUUGGGCUUUGUGCGUCUCUCCUGCGGUGGUUACGGUGUGGAUUUGGAUACCACUUGGAAUAAGGAUCACACUGCCGCUGCUGCACGCAUGGCGGCGGGGUGUGUCAUCGAUUUGGCUUUUAAAACGGCCAAAGGCGAUAUUAAGAACGGUUUUGCGGUUGUGCGACCACCGGGCCACCAUGCUGAAGCCAAUUUGGCUAUGGGCUUUUGUUUCUUCAAUUCGAUUGCGAUUGCCGCGAAAUUGCUGCGUCAACGCGUGCCAGAAAUGAAGCGUGUGCUUAUCGUGGAUUGGGAUGUGCAUCAUGGCAAUGGCACACAACAGGCAUUCUAUGAUAAUCCCGAUGUGCUGUACUUGUCCAUACACAGGCAUGACGAUGGUAACUUUUUCCCCGGCACUGGUGGCUCCACUGAGUGCGGUGUUGGCGCCGGCGCUGGUUUUAAUGUGAACAUCUCCUGGUCGGGUUCUUUGGAUCCACCACUGGGCGAUGCCGAAUACAUUGCUGCAUUCCGUACAAUUGUGAUGCCAAUCGCAAAGUGUUUUAAUCCAGAUAUUAUUUUGGUGUCGGCUGGUUUCGACGCAGCUGCUGGUCAUCCACCACCGUUAGGCGGUUACUUGGUGUCGCCCGCUUGCUUUGGCCUAAUGACGCGUGAACUAAUGCAAUUGGCCGAUGGCAAAGUGGUGUUGGCGCUGGAGGGUGGCUACGAUUUACCCGCCAUUUGUGAUUCUGCGCAGGAAUGUGUACGCGCGCUGCUCGGCGAUCCAUUAUCUGCGAUCGCGGAAAGUGAGCUGAAUAGGCCGCCUUGUCAGAAUGCUAUAGACACGCUGCAGAAGACGAUUGCAAUACAGUCACAACAUUGGCCAUGUGUACGCCGUUUGGCCCAUACAGUCGGUUUAUCUGCACUGGACGCACUGAAAAUUGAACACGAUGAAUCGGAAACCAUUACGGCCAUGGCGGGACUCUCUAUGCAAUCGAUAAACAGAACUUUAUCACGCGAUGACUCAGAGGAACCAAUGGAUCAAGAUGAAGCCAAAUAAUUUUAUAACGUGGAGCUCGAACGUCUUUAGACUUGAUUGACUUGCACACUUGCACUUAAUGUUGCUAUUGUUGCAAUAUUUUAUUACAUAAUCCGCCGUUAACUGGCAUAUACAUAUAUGCAAUAGCAAAGCGGACAACGGAUUUGGGCUCGCAGACGUCUGUGGGGACCCAUUUAUUGUCUUUGGGAAGUGUAGAAUGCUGUUUCGGUUUCAUGAUUGCUAUUUUUUUGAUCGAUUCCCACUUGACUCAUGUGCUGAGGUUAUGUUGCCAACAACAACAGCAACAAUUCAACGCGCUGUAGGGAAUUCCGUCACAGCAUUUAUGUGUAGCAGUUGUAUUUGUUGGGCGUUUGAUAUUAAGUGGAGGCAACAACUCCCGCCCAAGUUCUACGUUCAUUACAAAGCCUAUGAAAAUGGUGAAAGAAAACAAAAACAAAAGCUUUUCUAGGCAUAUAUGUAGUAGUAAAAGUGAAAACGUAUGUAUAUUAGAUAUACGUUGGAAUAUAUUUUAAAUAUAAACGCGUACAUACAUAUGUACAACAUGUAACACUUAACAAAGUAUUUGUAUAUACAUAUAUAUAAAUAUAUAUUUAUAUUAAAUUAAUUUAUGUGUGAAAGUACAUAUAUGAAAUAUGUAUGCUUUUUGAUAUUCAAUACUAAUAUGAUGUAAGAACAUAGAGAGAGAGCGAGCGAAGAGUUUCUUAAAUGUUGAUUUAAUGUUAAUAAGCUAAAGUUAGUAAAAAGAAUUUUUAAUGUAAAUGUAUGUAUGUAAGGUAAACUGUAGUAGUUCAUUUUUCAUUAGCAACAAUUUUUAAUUCUUUUUUAUCACACUUUAAGGGCAUCAAACCAACAAACAAACAAACAAACAUACAAAAAAAUAAGAAUAUAUAUUUUUUUAAAGAAAAACAUCUAUGUGAUAAAGAAAGAACGAAUGAAACGAGAGCCAAAUUCUUAAUGAAUCUAAUAAAAUUAAUAAUGAGUCCAAGCGCAAAUGUCAUUGACUAACCACCGCCUCUCACAGCAGACGAUAAAAUAAAGCGCAUUUACAUAAAUCACUGCAAUUGGUCUAACCCACAGAUUUACCUAAAAACUCACAUUUAGUUUUAAACAUUUCAAUUGUGAAAUAAAACUAUAUUUUUUUAAUUUUAAUUUUAUAAUAUAAAAUACGUUAAUUAUUACUACCAAAACUGAAUAAAAUAACUAUACACUAUACUAUAUAUACAUAUAUAUAUUAUAUAAAUAUAUAUUAAUGUUAAAUAUGUUGUUGCACGUUCAAUGCAAUUGAAUGUGUUCACAUGAGCUAAUUGUAUGUUAUUAUUAUUAUUAUAAUUAUUAUUAAUAUUAUUAUUAUAUGUAUAUGUAUUUAAAUGUAAUUAGCUGUAAGUGAGAAUUUUUAAUAUACACAUACAUACAUAUACGUGUGCUUAUGCGUGUGUGUGUAUACAAUAUGGAAUAUUGUAUGCAUAUAUUAUAUAUUGAGCAUAUAGAUACAUAAUUGAGCAUUGUUUUAUUGCAACCCAUGCUAUUUUUCACGCUUCAAACAAGAAAACCCACUGCAAGUUCAUGUACGCACAUAAUUGAUUUUGAACGAAAGAGAAAUGUCGUUUCAUGCAAAUGAAAGUUUUUGGUUGAUUUAAGAAAGAAACGUAAAUUAAAGACAGAUUAGAUUUGGAAAAAGUAGAAAAUAGUGGCUGAAAGCCAUUAAAAAUUUAAAAUUAAUAUAAAUUAAUGUUUUUGUGUGGAAUAAUUGUUUCUAAAAUUACUUGAGAUAUUUUGGUUUACAAACAAAACUAUAAUGAAUUCCCCAAAAAAAUUAAAAUGAUUUUUUUUUAAUUUUAAGUUUUCUUUUAGCAAUCAGUCAAGUACUGUGUUUCGUUUUGAGCAACUUUGUGGUAUUAAAAAAUAUUAUUUUCCCUUAUUUUUGAUAUAUUUGAAAAUAUUUUAGUUUCCAAAUUACUUUUUUCAUUAUCGGUUUUUGAUUCCAAAGUUUUUUAUUUCGUUGCUUCUCAAAAUGAUUUGUUGUCUUAUAUGUAAUUGAUGAUUUGUAAUCUUAAAUAUUUUUAUUUUCUCUCUUAAAUUUUCAUUUGUAAGAAACGAACUAAUUCUCUCACCAAAUUUCAUGUGCUUUUACACACACACACUCAAUGGUAAAUGUUAGUAAUAUUGAAAGUGGCGUGCGCGACAUUUCCUUGUUGACUUGGUGCAUACUUUGUAUACGCUUCAAAUAGUAGUAAACUACAUAAAUAUAUAUAAAAAAAACAGAAAACAAAAACAAAAACAAAGCAAGCAACAAAUGUACAAAACUGCUGGUGUGCAUCCAGCAAUGAAUUAAAAUACAGUAAAUCACAAGAAAAUUAUGUGACAUGUCACUUGUUAUGAAAGCAAAAACUAGAAACUCAAGCAAAAAGGAAAAUAAAAAUAAAAAGAAAUAAAA